Molecule: messenger RNA, 465 nt
Organism: Angiostrongylus costaricensis
Lineage: Eukaryota; Metazoa; Nematoda; Chromadorea; Rhabditida; Metastrongylidae
Source: the annotation of a GenBank genome assembly
AUGAAUGAUCCCGAUUUUGGAGACGCAUGCAAAUAUGUUAAUGAUUCCACUAUAGAGAUGGCAUGGGCUGCUGCCGAGAGAGCAAAUAUCCAUAUGAAUUUGCUCAUGUGUUGCGAUACAAAAUUGCUUAAACUGAAUAAACAGCAGGAUAUUAUCUACACAACGUUCAAGCGCACAUUUCCCGACCUCGAUGUUCACAAGGUAACAGAAGUGGAUCUGAAACAUGGAGGCAUGAAGGAAAAGUGGCAUGACUUUUGCGAAAUUUUCCGAGAGAUUGUAGAAGACUAUUCGCUUGGAACACUUAUGCGGAUAGAAGCCUGUAAAGGUUAUAGUGAGGAGAAUACGAUAGUCGUACCGAAGAUCAUCUAUUUGGCCGUUGAAAUCGCUCGAAAUAUUGAAGGAAUCAAUGAAAAGUUGAAGGCCGAAUUUACAGAGGAUCACAAGAAAAAUGGAGCACCGUUGUAG